This is a messenger RNA of Macrosteles quadrilineatus (aster leafhopper), 6513 nucleotides long. Its product is annotated as potassium voltage-gated channel subfamily H member 2-like. Gene Ontology annotation, biological process: potassium ion transmembrane transport; membrane repolarization during action potential. Bases 214 to 4470 code for a protein of 1418 amino acids. The transcript is spliced from 33 exons. Lineage: Eukaryota; Metazoa; Arthropoda; Insecta; Hemiptera; Cicadellidae. Gene Ontology annotation, cellular component: membrane. The record is from RefSeq and is a predicted model, not a curated record. Gene Ontology annotation, molecular function: inward rectifier potassium channel activity.
AACGAGCGUCGGUUUUAUUUUUAGUUUUAUUUCUUGUGAUAUCAUUUACACGUUCAUUAAGCCUAUUUGAGAAAAUAUUUAAUAUUAGUGUAUCCCCGUGUAACAUUUUCGUAUAUCCGAAAAUCUGUUAAAGUUUUUUUUGGUAUUGCUGUUGGUUAUGUGCGUGUUGAGCGCGUGUUUUCUCGUGUUCGUGUGUUUGUGAUCGUCACCGGGAUGCCUGUUCGCCGAGGUCAUGUCGCCCCUAGGACCACCAUCAUCGAGACCAUCAUCCGCAAGUUUGACACACACAAUCGAAGUUUCCUGGUGGCCAAUGCUCAGGGCAACUCCUGUCACAUCAUCUACUGCUCGGACGGGUUCUGUCGCCUCUCAGGGUUCUCCAGGGCUGAGGUGAUGCAGCGACCGGCCUCCUGCGACUUCCUCCAUGGCCCUCUCACAAGCCAACACGCCGUCACCGUCGUCAAGGAGGCCCUCGCCGCCGGACAGGAGAAACACUUCGAAAUCCUUUACUACCGCAAAGAUGGUACCAAGUUCCUAUGUAGCGAGGUGAUAGCUCCUGUCAAGAGCGAAGUGGAUGAUAUUUGUCUUUACAUCAUCAACUUCGAGGACCUGACCAAUCCACAACCAUUCGUGGAGGAACCUGCUUCCAACCACCGCCUUAGUAAAUUUGACAGAGCACGUCAGUCGUUCCGGCAAUCCCUCAGGAUGCCUCGUAUCCCGGGGAGAGGUCCUAGGGGACUCAGGUUCUCCCAGUCCCACACCCUGACGUCCCCGACAGCCGAGGAAGGGGAUGAAGAGGACCCACUCAGGGUCCGCGCGUCCGAGCAACGAAGACUAAGUGCCGAACCAACCACAACCACGGUGAUAGAGAACGAGAGACUGAGAGCCACUUCAGAAUCUGUCGGGGGCGCCACCUCGCCGCGGGGCAACCAUGUGGGGCUCCCCGCGGCGCCCCCGCCUGCACCCAUCGCCUCCCCAGAACAGGUUUCGCAAAAGAGCGGCCACCUUCCGUGGGAUGACGAUGGAGGAAAGUCGUCAGUGCCUCAUGCCAGCUCGCUGGACGCGUUAUCUCGAAAACAACGAACACCUGAGACCGCCCCUACGCCCAAGGCACCCAAUAGAAGCGCAACGUGUAGUGUUCUGUCUUCUAAAGCUGCCGAAGAUAUUCCUCCACGACUGCGGCCUCAUACCCUAGAUAGCUUUUGCGAAGCGACCAGAAACCACGUAGCCAAACGUUUCCCCAACACUUCGUCGGAGUCGGACCUUCAACAUUACCGGGCCUUAACAUUGUGGGACCACGCCCCUUCAUUGUCCAAUGUCGCUGCCGAGACACUUCGGCACAAGUAUUCCAUUCAAGACAACGGUUCUGCCAAAUAUUUCCAAGGAGCCAUGCACACGCCGAAUAUGGGGGAAAAAGUAGCCCAGCUAACUUGUAGAAGGACGAUUGAGUGGCGGGCCCAGCAAGUAUUAUCGCUGGGUGCCGACGUACUGCCAGAGUACAAGCUGCAGUCCCCCAGGAUACACAAGUGGACAGUUCUUCACUACAGCCCCUUCAAGGCAGUGUGGGACUGGAUCAUCCUCUUGUUGGUCAUGUACACAGCCAUCUUCACACCUUACGUGGCCGCCUUCUUGCUCAACGAGCCUGACUUCAGCACUAGAAAGAACAAGAAAUACGGAGAUGAUCCUAUUGUCAUUAUAGACCUAAUAGUCGAUGUGACAUUCAUCGUGGACAUUCUCAUCAACUUCAGAACCACGUAUGUAAACAACAAUGACGAGGUUGUGUCACAUCCUGGGAAGAUUGCAGUCCACUACUUGAGAGGCUGGUUCCUCAUAGAUCUCGUGGCAGCCAUUCCCUUCGACCUGCUGCUCUUCGGCUCUGACACUGACGAGCAGUUGGGCUUGGAUGCAGACGAGACAACAACGUUGAUCGGUCUGCUGAAAACUGCUCGCCUGCUAAGGCUUGUGAGAGUUGCUCGCAAGAUUGAUCGCUACUCUGAGUAUGGUGCCGCAGUGCUGCUACUACUCAUGGCUACAUUCGCUCUCAUUGCUCAUUGGCUAGCUUGUAUAUGGUAUGCUAUAGGCAAUGCAGAGAGGCCUCAUCUACAGAGCAAGGUCGGCUGGCUCGACAUUCUUGCUAAUGACACUCACCAGUUCUACUUACAUAAUAACACUGGCGGACCAUCAAUAAAGUCAAGAUACAUCACAGCCCUCUACUUCACGUUCUCAUCGCUGACUUCAGUAGGUUUUGGGAAUGUUGCACCAAACACAGAUGCAGAGAAAGUUUUUACAAUUUGCGUCAUGUUGGUAGGAUCACUGAUGUAUGCUAGCAUAUUUGGAAAUGUUUCGGCUAUCAUUCAGAGGCUAUAUUCUGGAACUGCGAGGUAUCACACUCAAAUGCUGAGAGUCAGAGAGUUCAUCAGGUUCCAUCAGAUUCCAAAUCCUCUGCGACAAAGGCUGGAAGAAUACUUUCAGCAUGCCUGGACGUACACAAAUGGAAUUGACAUGAACAGUGUACUGAAAGGAUUUCCGGAGUGCCUUCAGGCUGAUAUUUGCCUCCAUCUCAAUCGUAAUUUGCUCACCAAUUGUUCUGCUUUUGACGGUGCUUCUCCUGGGUGCCUGAGAGCGUUAUCUCUAAAGUUUAAGACAACUCACGCCCCUCCUGGCGAUACUUUGGUCCACAAAGGGGAUGUCCUUACUUGUCUCUACUUCAUCUCCAGAGGCUCCAUUGAGAUCCUUAAGGAUGACGUGGUUAUGGCAAUACUAAGUAAGGACGACAUCUUUGGUGAGAACCCUUGUGCCCACCCCACUAUAGGCAAGUCCAGCUGUAAUGUCCGAGCCCUGACCUACUGCGACCUCCACAAGAUACACAGAGAUGACCUCCUGGAUGUCCUAGAUCUCUAUCCGGAGUUCUAUCAAAGCUUCUCAAACAAUCUAGAGAUAACGUUCUACAUGAGAGAUGAGGAGCAGGCAGGUGUUGACCCAAGGGCCGGACGUAUUAGCAGACGACAUGUUCAUUCCCGCUCCAACUCGCAGGAUCCUGGGGGAGGGGGUGGGGAGACAGCAGUGUUAGGGGGACUGGAUAUAGACGUGCGAAGGUUCACAUUCCGGCCACCAGGGGCAUCCAAACUGAACCAGUCCAGCUUUGAAAGCACUCACUCAUUCCGAGCAGGUUCCAGUGAUGAGGGCUCUGAACACCAUGAAAAAUGCAGUGGUCAUGGAAUUUUGGAAUUUUCUACUGACAAAGCGGGCCAAGAUGUUACCCCCAUGAACCUCCAGUUUGGUGAAAAUAACCAAAGAUCUACGACUUUAAACUCCAUCACUGGCAUGUUGGAUCAUCUGAAGCGUAGUCUGACCGAUCUACGUUUGCAUGGGUUCGGCAAUAAGCAGGGUUCCAAGGAGGAAUCACUUAACCAAGGACGGUCCGAGAGCCGGAUAAAACGGUCCUCAAGUUCCAGCAACAUGAAAACCUCUAGACUGGACUUGCGGACCAUUCCUACCCCCACCACUAGAGAAACCCAGCCCCUGUUGGAGCAUCAAGACCCAAUGUCAGAGUCUGGGCUGCCGAGUCCGUUGCAUCAGGCAAUAACGGCUCCGGACUCGUCUACUGCAGGUGAGACAAACUUUAUCCCUACCAGAGUUACUGACCACUUCACCUCUCACCGCUUCAAACACCCCCCAAAACCCCCUAGGUUCUGGCCCCUUGCCACUUCGUCUGUGGUACCGUCGUUACCCGUGGAGGAGAGAGAGGCAGGACCUCAUUGUUGCACUAACUGUGGGAGGAGCUACGAUAGUGAUAUCAACUCUAGGAUAGAUCGCCUUUCCAGACAUUUAACAUCAUUGGAGCAAUCGGUGGCAACAGAUGUAAGACUGAUUUUGGCGUUGUUACGGCAGCAAGGAAUGAAGACUUCUGGUUCCUUACCAGAAAACCGAGAGGCAUUGUGGUCGGAAUCAAGUUCCAGACCAAGGCCAACCACAGUCCAAAGAAGCUCAAGCGUUCCACAAAAUGGCCGUAGUAUACAUUCCUCAACCCCUCUGUGCAGGGGUUCCACUCAAGAAGAACCGCAGCCGGAGGGGGCAGUGGGGGACACAAGAUGGCCACCUUGUUCCUCCCCCCACCAACAGGCUAGUGUCAUUCCACGAAGAAGUCAGUCUCAACCUGUAGACGUCUCACAGGCAUUCCCACAACAACAGCAAGAUGAGGCUGUAUGGGCUAGUUCACAGCUGAUUACGUCCAAUGUUCCUGAAAGAAGCUCAGAGUCAGAUCCGUGGAGGUCUGACAUCAGUAGUCGCAGACGACAGUUCCUCUCCAGCAGGAGCUCCGCCAGUGACGAGGCCGUCAUGUUAGAGUUCCCCUCGGCAGUGACGGCCCCCUUGGCGAGGCUAGACUCCCUCCAGGAGCUGGAUGGCCGUAGCACAAGAGUGAGUUCUUCAUCUUCUGGCAACCUACAGGAUUCAAAAUCAUCUCAAGUUUAGUGCGAGGAGUAGACCAGCUUGAUUAGUACAGGACAUUUUCACAUAUGCUCGGUUCAUGGGAAAUAUGAGAACCAAACAGGAAUAUGUGCUUAUUCUUGUCUCAGUUGGCUUUGUUAGUCAUUAUUUACUUCCUUUUUCUGUUCAGUUUCUUCUUUUUCACUAGUCAUGAUCCUAAUGGUUUGAAAAUAUUUUAUACCGGUUUUUUUUUUACUUAUGACCAACGAUUGUGCCUUCACAUGGGUUGCUACCAUGCUAAAAGUUCUAUAUUGUAUAAGCUGGCGCUAUUAUCCGUUUGGUGGCAAUUGGCAAUGUUCAACACUUAUGCUAGAGUUACACGUGAAAAUGGUGAUGUGUAAUAUUUUGCAGUUUUAGUCCAUAUGUUUACUUUUGUUACUGUAGGUACGGGAAGUUAUAGUCAAGUUGUAAAGUAAAAGUUUAGAAAAGCACACUGUUUUGUGUUGUUUAGUUGGAAUACUGGAGUAUGACAAAAAAUUAGUGCUGCAAAAAAGAAAUUAGUGCGGCAAAAGUAAGUAAAUGCAGCAAUUAGCUACUUUGCGUGCUUUAAUCACUUAUCAGUCCAAGGAAGCCCCACUGUAGAAAAACGUUUAAUUUAAUUGCUCAAUAGCAAUAAUUGUAUAUUUUUUAGCUAUACAAAAGCAGAGUAUUGUUAUAAAAUUAUAAUUAUUUAGCCUAUUUGUUAAAAAAAAAACUAAAUGAAAUCUUAUGCUUUUAAACUUUGUAUUAUAUUCUCCCUAAUAAUCAACUUAAUCAUACAUUGAAACCAAAAAGAUUUAAUCAAUUUUAAAACAACUACCUAUUCAAAAAAUAUAAAAUUAUAAAAAUAUUUCACAUCACUAUUUUACUUUGCAGGCAUAUAUUUCUCAUGAACAGUUGUAUAUUUUUUGUACAAUCCACAAUACCUAACGAUAAUAAAGUAUAUAAAAAUACUUUUAGACAGCUUUUCAUAAACUUGUAUAUAAGAAAAAUAUUGUGACCCUUGCUACAACGAUAUGAGAACGCUUUCAUUUUCACUAUUGCAUCAACGUGACUGUUCUUUUGCUAUCCUAUAACUGCAUUUCCAGGAAAGGUGAGCUGACUGUAGCAGUCAGAUGUAUCUGAAAGGGUGUUUUAGCCAACCUCACUCGUUUAUAGUUUAUGAAACUUAGUAUGGAUUUUAUCACAAACUCAUCACUUCAUGAUUGGUUGUCUUAUUGCAUCACUCUAUUCACUUGGACCAUGUAUCUUCUGUACUAAAAAAAGGAUCUUAUCCAAAAGUGUCAAGGAAAUGUUUGUUUUGUCCCUACCACGACAAUGCUUCACAAUCCAUUGAAUUUACUGAAGUUGACAUUUGACUGAUUGAAUUUUAUUCCACAAGCUCAGUUUUGUUACUACUAUGGUCAAUCCAACAAUGUGAAUGGUUUAUUUAUACCAAAGACAUAAAAGAGGAGUUUGGGCUCAUAUCUCUUGCAUUUACGCCAGCUAACCAUAUUCAAAAGAUCUAGUUUCUUCUCGUGUUUAUCUUUAAGGAGUCUACUGGGAAGUAAAAUCUCCAAAACAUUGAAUACUCCGGUAUUAUUCUAAAACAGUAUUUUAAGUUUAUUAUCAUAGAUCAAAUGUGUCUCACAGUCUAUUUGGAUCAGUCGCCACUGUUUGUAUUGUAAACCAAAUUAUUGAUCGCAAUUUUUAACAUUUAUUUAACUUUAACCUGUGCUAGUCAAAUCAUUUAAGAGAACACAUUCAAUUGUGUAUACUACACACCAAAUUGUUAAGCAUUGGAAGCAAUUUAUAGAUAGUAGGGAUAGUCAAGUCUCGAAAUUUCGGGAAAUUUUCGGGAAAUUUUAAAUCUCGUUACACGAGACGAGAUUUCUUUUUGGCCGAGAUUUUUACCGAGACGGGAAUAAAAAAAAAAAAUUAAAAACGCCUGCAGAAAGUCAAUGCAAUACCCGCAAUACAGGAGCGUGUUGUAGUUGCGUUUCCUUUGUGAAGGCGUUCUUAUUUAAUUAAUUCUUUAAAUGUAAAUAUUACUUUAAUUAUUUUAAUAAU